Molecule: messenger RNA, 888 nt
Organism: Cuscuta europaea
Lineage: Eukaryota; Viridiplantae; Streptophyta; Magnoliopsida; Solanales; Convolvulaceae
Source: the annotation of a GenBank genome assembly
GACACCUGAUCCAAUCGGAACCGCUAAAGUUGAAAUUAAUCAACGGUUGGCGCAGACGCUAACUGAAAAUCCAAAUCAAAAGGCUCUAUAAGAACCCGCCUGCAUUUCCGUAAGCAUAUCACCAUCAUUUCAAAGCAAGCCUUCAAUCUCCGAGUGCGAAUCGAUUUUUGUAAGGCUACAAAUGGCUCGUACCAAGCAGACAGCCCGCAAGUCCACCGGAGGGAAGGCUCCCCGUAAGCAGCUCGCUACUAAGGCCGCCAGGAAAUCAGCUCCGGCCACCGGAGGAGUGAAGAAGCCUCACCGCUUCCGCCCAGGCACAGUCGCGCUGAGGGAGAUCCGGAAGUACCAGAAGUCUACGGAGCUUUUGAUCCGGAAGCUUCCGUUUCAGAGGCUCGUGAGGGAAAUCGCUCAGGACUUCAAGACGGAUCUGAGGUUUCAGAGCAGCGCCGUGUCGGCCCUCCAGGAGGCGGCGGAGGCGUACCUGGUCGGGCUCUUCGAGGAUACCAACCUUUGUGCCAUUCAUGCCAAGAGGGUCACCAUUAUGCCCAAGGAUAUGCAGCUGGCAAGGAGGAUUCGCGGGGAGAGGGCUUAAUCCACGAAAUCUUGGGCGGUUCUAUCGAAUGUAAUGAAGUUUUUAGAUGUUCAAUUUCAAUCAGUCAAUGAAAUCACCUUUUAAUUAGAAUUUGUUAUUGAUAUUCUGGUAUCUUCUCGUGUUCAGAUAUUCAUUUGACUUUGGUUUCUCUAAUCCAUUGUUCCUCAUUUGCAAACAACAAAAACGUAAUUGUGCGAACCACACUUUGUACCAUGGACUUUGAAUCUUCAAGGAAUUUCAGAAUUGGUUGAAUAAUUGUUGUCCCUAAAUUAAAUCUUUUAUUUUUAUUUGCCCGG